Messenger RNA from Asterias rubens (European starfish), 1404 nucleotides. Its product is annotated as signal peptidase complex subunit 3-like. The record is from RefSeq and is a predicted model, not a curated record. Gene Ontology annotation, cellular component: membrane; signal peptidase complex. Gene Ontology annotation, biological process: protein targeting to ER. NCBI's taxonomy places the organism in Eukaryota, Metazoa, Echinodermata, Asteroidea, Forcipulatida, Asteriidae. The transcript is spliced from 4 exons. Bases 64 to 597 code for a protein of 177 amino acids.
UGCAAUACCGCAGAUGAAUAACACGAUUUUCUGGUUGAAAGCUUGUCAAAAAAAUCGUCCAAAAUGAACAAUGUUUUAUCAAGAGCCAAUACUAUUUUUGCCUUCACGCUCAGUGUUAUGGCAGCCCUAACAUUUGGCUGUUUUCUGACGACAGCUUUUGACAGCAAUAUCGCACCAGUUUACAUGGAAACUGAAAAACAUCUGGUGAAGAAUACCUACACCCCACAUGGCGAGAAAGCCGACCGAGGUCACAUAACCUUUGACCUGACAUCUGACCUUGACCCACUGUUCACAUGGAACACCAAGCAGCUUUUUCUUUAUCUGAUGGUUGAAUAUGAGACGGAACACAAUAAAUUAAAUCAGGUCGUUUUAUGGGAUAAGAUCAUCAAGCGUGGCAGUAAGGCCAACUUGGACUUGAAGAAAAUGAGCCUAAAAUACCCGUUUUAUGAUGACGGUAACGGCCUUAAAGGGCACGACAAUAUUACAAUGACACUGAAUUGGAAUGUAGUACCAGGAGCCGGCAUGCUGCCGAGGGUCGGUGGCCAGGGCAAGCAUGUAUUUGGAUUCCCAGAUGAAUACAGUAGGAAGAGAGUAUGAUGGAAAGAUAACAUCCAAUCUUAAUCUCGUUAGGAAGCAUCAGCUGGGCCCAUAGUGUUAUAUAAGAACUAGAGGGCGCACCGGUGAUGCUGCGUGCACAAUUGCUACAGGACUGCAAGGAGACAUGCAUGCCAUUUUGUAAGAUGAACAUUGUACGUGCAAUGAAUAUGAAGUACACGUCGGUGUCUGUGUAUGAUAAAUACACGCUAUGCGACUGCGUAACUAGGCCAGUGCGUCCUCUAGUUCUUAUAUAUAACUCUAUGGCUAGGCCCCACUUUCACAGAGCUGCUGAAGCAAAACACAUUGCUAAACAAUUUUCUGCUCGGCGAAAAAAGUCUCUGAAAGUACAUGUGACCAGGGCUCAACUUCAAAAAGCAUGUAAGCACAAAAGCUUGCUUGGACAAAUUAGGUUACCAGCCAGAAUACCAUACAAUUACUAUUACUGCGACUGGUACUCGACUCAUUUUCUCGUAGCAUAGAAAUAUGCUCAGCAGAAUUUUUGCUAAACAGCUUUUUGAAAUUGGCGCCAUGGGAUUUCGGCUUAUUCUGAUCAAGCGUAAUUUCUUUUUUGCUUCACUACUUGUUUGUAUUUUUAAAUAGAGCUGUUAAAUUUGGGCCCAGAAAUCCUGUUUUAGACUUCAUGAAGUGUGCCACCCAGCCCCCUCCCUCUUAUCUAUGGAGGGCACAGGAAUAUGUGGGCUUUCAGGAGUUCCCUUGUGGGGUCUUAAACACAUUGCAACAAUGGACCACACAAGGGAAAUCUUUGUUAAACCUGGACCCAAGAAAGGAAUUCUUUAGAAAAAGGAA